GGACGUUUGUGUUGUUAGCUUCGGCAGUCAGAGGCAAAGAUAGAGGCGAUCAUGAAUGACUUCAUACAGCUGAAACCGCAAUCCAAUGUGUAUGAAGCAGAAACUAUGGUUGAAGGGACACUGGAUGGUUUCUCCUUUGAUUCGGAUGAGGAAGCUGACAAGUUACCGAAAGCAAACCAAACUGAUCAAAAUGAGCGGGAUGAGGAACAAACCGACAAAAAAGCAAGCGGGAAGACUGACAAAACAUCAGGUAAUGCAAAGAAAAGAGGUAGGAGUGCAGGCGGAAAACCACCUGCACCAAAGAAAAUAAGGAAAAAAGCUCAAGGCUCCAAGAAAGCGAAGACCAAAAGAUGAGUGUUUCACAAUUUGUAUGCGCCAUUCAAGUGUUGACGACAGAUGGAGUUGAAAAUAUAGAAGAUCUGCCAUUAGCGUUCUAAGCAGGCCAUUCUUAAGAUAUUUCUGUUUGAGUCUAUAUUCCAGAAUAACAUUGUUUGUUUGGUUUUCAAUAAAUAUUGUUAUCUUUGAAAAAUAAAUAUUAUCAUCUUUGAUUCAAAUUAGGCGGCUAUUGUUCAUUAAA
Messenger RNA from Neltuma alba, 577 nucleotides. RefSeq names its product DNA-binding protein BIN4-like. Gene Ontology annotation, cellular component: DNA topoisomerase type II (double strand cut, ATP-hydrolyzing) complex; nucleus. The transcript is spliced from 5 exons. NCBI's taxonomy places the organism in Eukaryota, Viridiplantae, Streptophyta, Magnoliopsida, Fabales, Fabaceae. The coding region runs from base 52 to 354 and encodes 100 amino acids. Gene Ontology annotation, biological process: chromosome organization; DNA endoreduplication. The record is from RefSeq and is a predicted model, not a curated record. Gene Ontology annotation, molecular function: double-stranded DNA binding.